Ambispora leptoticha is the source of this 713-nucleotide messenger RNA. NCBI's taxonomy places the organism in Eukaryota, Fungi, Glomeromycota, Glomeromycetes, Archaeosporales, Ambisporaceae. The record is from the annotation of a GenBank genome assembly.
AUGUCUGAAAAAAAUUCAGAAAAUCAGCAAAAUCAACAGCAAUCUCCAAUUUCACCACCUCAGCAGCCAGCAAAUGUUAUAACAACAAAUACAGAUGGUAUUGGUGGAUUUAUAAUCUCUUCUUCAACUUCAACCAACAAUAAUCUAUCUACACCUCCUUCUCCACCUUCGACAAUCCCGUCUUCUCAGCUUCCAUUUGUAGCAGCUCAGUCAAAUUAUAUUAGCGAAGUAGGAAAGAAUAACAAUGAUUUUACACCAGAGGCGACAACAUUUCCAUCAAUGCCGUCAUCAUCCUCUGUGACCAAUCAUGAACCACCUCCCCCGUAUGAAAGAUACGAUACUUUAAAUAUUCAAUCUCAUAGCAAUCAAUCAACCGAAGGACAAGUAUAUAAUGCAGACUUAGCAGAAAUUCAAAACAUUCCAUCUCAUAGCAAUCAAUCAACCGAAGGACAAGUAUAUAAUGUGGAUUUAGCAGAAAUCCAAUCGCCAGAACCAGCAGUAACUUCAAACAUCACUGGACACAUUCUAACAGUUGUAGAAUCAACGACACCGCCAACACAAUCCCAGCAACAAAAUGAACCACAUACUACAGUAAUUUCCGUGGAAAAUGGCAUUGCGCCAAUACAUUAUAAUGUAGAAGGCACAUUUUAUUGUGAUUAUUGUAAUGAACGAGUGAAUCCUCGUAUUACACAUGGACCAUCUGAUACUUCUUG